Echinococcus granulosus is the source of this 1563-nucleotide messenger RNA. RefSeq names its product CTD small phosphatase-like protein. Gene Ontology annotation, molecular function: RNA polymerase II CTD heptapeptide repeat phosphatase activity. The record is from RefSeq and is a predicted model, not a curated record. Bases 1 to 1563 code for a protein of 520 amino acids. NCBI's taxonomy places the organism in Eukaryota, Metazoa, Platyhelminthes, Cestoda, Cyclophyllidea, Taeniidae. The transcript has 7 exons.
AUGCCAACGCAGAGUGAUUCAGAGCAAAUCACCUUGCGCAGAACUGCACCCUGCCUGCCAAGUUCUGUGUUGAUACCGCUGCUGUCAAGUCCUGUACAGGGUGAUAUAGUAAAUCCAACAAGUUACGAUGUUUCCCAGGAUGUUGAUCCUAAGCAUUGUUUUAAAACCUUUCAUCAGUUAAAAAAGACCAGUAGCAAUCGGUCUGGCUUCUGUCAUCUUGAUUGUCUCAUGUGUGGAUGCUUACCAAAGAAUAGAAAAAACUCGCUUGAAGCCUUGCACACGAUGAAUGAUCGACAUCCCUAUAAACCCAAGUUUUCAAAAACCAGUGGGGCUCCACAGUCCUCUGGAUCCCACAACAAUAACAUGCCACCGGAGUCAUCGAUGAAUGAUGCAAAUGAAGGACAAGAAACUCUUCGCCCCAAGGUUGAUGAGAAAUCUCACGCCUCUUCUCUCAUUUGGUCCCCAUUUUCAAGAUUGAGGUGUUACAUUGCCAAACGGCGCCGGAGAAAUGAAGUCAUUAAUUCGGAUGGUGGGAUGGCUGUUUUAGCUUUGUCAAACAAAGGUAGUGCUGAUAGUUCCAAGCCAACCCAGCUGGGAAAUGAUUUAAGGGAACAGCGUCAAACCCUCCUUGGUCCCCAAAAAGAAACUGAUCGAGGCAAGAAGUGUUUCAUAAUUGAUCUUGAUGAAACACUUGUCCACAGCUCCUUCAAGGCAGUAGACAAGGCGGAUUUCAAGGUGGGAGUUGAAAUUGACAGUGUAGUACAUCAGGUAUAUGUACUCAAGCGGCCACAUGUGGACGAAUUCCUCCGAGCCAUGGCUAACAUCUACGAGUGUGUACUGUUCACCGCAAGUCUUUCUAAGUACGCUGAUCCUGUGGCUGAUUUUUUGGACAAGUGGCAUGUUUUUCGCUACCGCCUUUUUCGGGAGUCUUGCGUUUACCAUCAAGGCAAUUACGUGAAGGACCUGGCCCAGCUGGGUCGACCUAUUGAGCAGGUCGUCAUCCUCGACAACUCCCCCGCCUCCUACAUGUUUCACGAGACUAAUGCGGUGCAUAUAACCUCGUGGUUUGACGACAAAUCGGACAAGGCGCUGCUGGAACUGAUUCCUUACUUCCAGCGCCUGGCAGAGGGUGAACCUGGUAACGUGGUGGAGUUUCUGCGGAAUAACCCACCACCUGCACGGUACGCUGCGGUGGGCUCCAGCAACGCAGGCGUUCUCGGGUCUGCCGCCGGUCCCUCGGUAGUUCUCGUGGGGCAGCCCUCCGAAUCCAGCUCCAGCAGCAACCCUUUCUCCUCGCUCCCCCUUCCUUCUGGUGCUUCUCUUCCCCUCUCUCUUCGCGGCAAAGUCCUUCCUUCCGACUCCAAUCCUAUUACUAGCGCCACCGCCAUCUCCACUGCCGCCGAUUCCAGCAAUGGUAGCAAGUUACUGGGGGCUGGUACUACCGGAUCAAACUGCUCGAACGAGGCAUAUGAUUCCACUGAAAAGAAAACCAAGAAAAAGUCUUCCAUCUCAUUACAAGGUCACCUGAGUCUUUCCAGUCCCUCGGGUCACUGCCACUUAUGA